CUACGGCUCUCUCCAUAAAUUACCGUCCUUGCUAACACAGCACCCUUGUGCUUACGCCCUUGUUCCUCUCCCGUCGGCGUCUUCCACUUUACUCCUCCGCCACCGUAGCUACUCCACCACCCCCUCCCCUCUCCCGCGCUGCGCUCGCCAUGCGAGCCUCGGCGAAGGCGGCGGCGGCUUCCCCUUGGCGUUUCUAGAUGGGCUCCUCCUCCCUCCUCCUCUUCCCCUCGUCCUCCUCCUCCGCCCCCAACCACUCCUCUUAUUCCCAUGCUCAUGCUGCUGCAUCAGCUUCCCGCUCCGCCUUGCUUCCACCGCUCCCCUCCCCGUCUCCCUCCGACCUCUUCCUCUACCUCGACCAGCUAGACCACCAAGAGGGCGCCGCCGCCAUGGUACGCAAGCGCCCGGCUCCGGACGUCGACCUGCCCCCGCCCCGGCGCCAUGUCACCGGGGACCUCUCCGACGUCACCGCCGCUACGGGCGGAGCAGCGCCCCCGCAGCAGCUCCCGCCGGCGGUGGCAGGGAGCGCGCAACUGCCCGCGCUGCCCAUGCAGCUGCCGGCGUUCGGCAGCCACCUGCAGGCGCCAGUGCUGGCGAUGGACGUCGUCGUCGCACCGCAGGUCGCGACGGAGGUUAACGUCAACAAUAACAGUACGGCGUGGGUGGACGGCAUCAUCCGGGACAUCAUCGGGAGCAGCGGCGCCGCGGUCUCCGUCGCGCAGCUCAUCCACAACGUCCGGGAGAUCAUCCACCCCUGUAACCCCGGACUCGCUUCACUCCUAGAGCUCCGCCUCCGCUCGCUCCUCGCAUCCGACCUUGUCCAGCACCAACCGCCACCUCCUCCUCCUCUCCAUCAUCCGCCCUCGCUCCUACCCGGUGCCGGUGGCAACACGAUGCUCUCCGCCCCGCCGGUGCCGGCGCUCCCUCCGCCGCCGCCUCCCGACAAGCGGCGCCGCGAGGAGGAGCAGCCGAACCAGCCGCCGCAGUCGCCGAAGCCGCCCCCUUCCGCGGAGGAAACCGCCGCGGCCGCCGCAGCAGCUGCAGCGGCAGCUUCCGCCGCCUUGAAGGAGCGGAAAGAGGAGCAGCGGAGGAGGCAGCGCGACGAGGAGGGUCUCCAUCUGCUGACGCUCCUUCUGCAAUGCGCCGAGUCCGUCAACUCCGACGACCUCGACGAGGCCCAGCGCGCCCUGCUGGAGAUCGCGGAGCUGGCCACCCCGUUCGGCACCUCCACGCAGCGCGUCGCCGCCUACUUCGCGGAGGCCAUGUCGGCCCGCCUCAUCAGCUCCUGCCUCGGCCUCUACGCGCCGCUCCCCAACGCGUCGUCCCCCGCCGCGUCCCGCCUCGUCAACUCGCGCGUCGCCGCGGCGUUCCAGGUGUUCAACGGCAUCAGCCCCUUCGUCAAGUUCUCCCACUUCACGGCGAACCAGGCCAUCCAGGAGGCGUUCGAGCGGGAGGACCGCGUCCACAUCGUGGACCUCGACAUCAUGCAGGGGCUCCAGUGGCCGGGACUGUUCCACAUCCUCGCCUCCCGCCCGGGCGGCCCGCCCAGGGUGAGGCUCACCGGACUCGGCGCGUCCAUGGAGGCGCUCGAGGCCACCGGAAAGCGGCUGUCGGACUUUGCCCAUACGCUGGGCCUGCCAUUCGAGUUCUACCCGGUGGCGGGCAAAGCUGGGAACCUUGAUCCGGAGAAGCUCGGCGUCGACACGCGGCGGCGCGAGGCUGUUGCCGUCCACUGGCUCCACCACUCGCUCUACGACGUCACCGGCAACGACUCCAACACACUCAACCUCAUCCAAAGGUUGGCGCCGAAGGUGGUGACAAUGGUGGAGCAGGACCUGAGCCACUCUGGCUCCUUUCUGGCCCGCUUCGUGGAGGCCAUCCACUACUACUCGGCGCUCUUCGACUCGCUGGACGCGAGCUAUAGCGAGGACAGCUCGGAGCGGCACGUCGUGGAGCAGCAGCUGUUGGCGAGGGAGAUCCGCAAUGUGCUGGCCGUGGGUGGCCCGGCACGCACCGGGGACAUCAAGUUCGGAAACUGGCGGGAGAAGCUCGCGCAGUCGGGGUUCCGUGCGGCGUCGCUGGCGGGCAGCGCCGCGGCGCAGGCUUCCCUGCUGCUCGGCAUGUUCCCCUCGGAUGGCUACACUCUCGUCGAGGAGAAUGGCACUCUGAAGCUUGGAUGGAAGGACCUUUGCUUGCUCACUGCAUCUGCUUGGCGCCCAGUUCAGGCUUUAGGCCGUUAGAUUUAUAGAGCUAAAGCAUCACUAGAUUUUACUUAGUGCAACUGUCUUCUUCUUUUGCCUCUUAAGCUGCUCAGUUCGAUCAAUUCUAAGACCAGGAAAAAGGAAAGCAUUCUGAUCACUAAUUGCUACUACAUCUCUCCACAGUGGUAGUUACUAAUGUUCAACUUAAUAGUAGUAGUUUCUGCCCACUUCAUGCUCAACUUUACCAUUCCGGCCAAUUAUAUUUACCUUUUUCAUCUUGUGUUUCCUGAUCCUUGUUGAUAUCAGAUGCCAUUGUCCUUGAUUAAACAAAUCAAAUAUUUGGUGCCUUGAUUCA
Triticum dicoccoides is the source of this 2553-nucleotide messenger RNA. Its product is annotated as protein SCARECROW 2-like. The record is from RefSeq and is a predicted model, not a curated record. The transcript is spliced from 2 exons. Lineage: Eukaryota; Viridiplantae; Streptophyta; Magnoliopsida; Poales; Poaceae. Bases 198 to 2237 code for a protein of 679 amino acids.